Patiria miniata (bat star) is the source of this 3032-nucleotide messenger RNA. RefSeq names its product tudor and KH domain-containing protein-like (gene tdrkh). Lineage: Eukaryota; Metazoa; Echinodermata; Asteroidea; Valvatida; Asterinidae. Gene Ontology annotation, biological process: spermatogenesis. Gene Ontology annotation, molecular function: RNA binding. The transcript is spliced from 13 exons. Bases 220 to 1731 code for a protein of 503 amino acids. The record is from RefSeq and is a predicted model, not a curated record.
CUGUAGGAGAAAUUUUUACGCACACUGCGGCGCUGUUAUCACGUUUUUACUGUUAAGUUCUGUACUGCUGGACGAAACUGCCGUCCCUUUUUUGUGCAUGUGAGUAACUAUUGUUGCAUUUGGACUGUUGCUGUUGGAAAGAUACAAGAGUCACAAAUAUGAUGACAUCAUUGCUAUAGCUCCUCCCACCAAGGAACUUUCCACCAAUCACAGCCAGCCAUGAGGGACAGCCUAACUACCAGGCAGUGGGUGGCACUCGGAAUUACUGUCCCCGCCUCCUUAUUUCUCCUCUACCUACUCUUUAGGAAAAGGGAUGAAGAAGAGAAUUACCGGCCUUCCAGAGAUCUUGCCACGGGUCAGCAACUGACAAUAGAACUGAGGGUACCGUAUGACAAAGUAGGAGCUAUCAUUGGCCAACAAGGUGUCGUUAUUAAAAAGAUCCAAGACGAGACAUCUUGCCGAGUGAAAUUCCAUAAUGAGACGGGACUGGAAGAGAAAGAGGAUCGCUUCCUGGUUAUCCGAGGUAAGCCAGACAAUGCCCUGCAGGCCGAGCAGCAAGUACGUAAGAUCAUCGCCGAACCCAACGCCAUACAGACACUGGAGUUGAGGAUACCACAGUAUGCCAUUGGCAGGAUCAUUGGUCGCAAUGGGGACAACAUACGCAACAUUUGCCGUACCAGCAAGGCGAGGGUCCGCAUUGAGAGAGAUGAGGAGAGACGUGAUCCCAACGCGCUACGCCAGUGCCUCAUCAAGGGAACUGAAGAACAGAUCCGAUACGCUAAGAGUUUGAUAGAGGAGGACAUCGCCAACGAAGAGGAGCACCGACGGAAAUUGGACAAUGCUUCGGCCAAUCGGAAGCAACGGGGCUCCAAAGUGCCCAAAAAUAGCACCCCUCUGGAUCCCAGACCAGUUGUGGAUACAGUAGUCGUUGAAACAAAUACCAAAGAUGAUUCCAAUGCAAUAGAGCACACUAUGCAAAUGCCGACCCACGAGGAUUAUUUCAGCAUCUACGUCUCGGCAGUGGAGCACCUGGGCCACUUCUGGGUGCAAGUCCUGGGCUCCAAAUCUGGGGCCUUGGACCUGAUGAUACAGAACAUGACAGAGUACUACGCUGUCGACAGUAACCAACAGCUGUGUAAGCCAGAUACCCUGUGUACCGGGGACAUCAUAGCAGCACCGUUCCAGGGAGACGAGUCUUGGUACCGGGCCCGUAUCUUGGGAUUCUUGGAAGAUGGCCAAGUGGACCUGUACUACAUAGACUUUGGAGACAGCGACAAGAUGCCCAGGGAUGGUAUAUGCAGCUUGAGGAGCGAUUUUCUCAGUCUUCCAUAUCAAGCAGUUGAGUGCAGCUUAGCUGGUAUCCAGCCAGCCGAAUCAAGCUGGUCAGAAGAAGCAAUCGAUCUGUUUGAGGAUCUCACAUAUUGCGCUAAGUGGAAGCCUCUCAUGGCGCGGAUAGUAAGCUAUCAACAGACUAACUCAGGAACUCUACCAUGCAUAGAGCUCGUCGAUACGACAGGAACAAAGGAUGUGAAUAUUGGAAGCACAAUAGUGGAAAGAGGCUAUGCAAAGUUUUCAAAACUUGCCCUCUCAGACAUGCCAAAUCAGGCCCCCAAGACAGCCAAUGGAACGUCCCAUCUGCCAGAGGAAACAUUGACUGUUCCACCCGACUUGGGGGAGAUUGAUGGAGAAUAUGAGGGGGAGUUUACCUUAGAUGCUUCAAUAACUGGCUGAAGAUUGUAAAGUGCUCUCUGUUAUCCAAAUCUGCAUGCUGCUCUUUUGUCACAUUUGUAUUUUUACCAAAAAAAAUAUUUUUUUUUAAUCUUUGGGGCAAUUCCACAGGUACUUGCAUCACACUUUUGUUUUGCGUACUUUUACAUUCCGUGUGCUGUUGCCUUCCUACUUGUCAGACUAUCUAUUUCCUUUUUUUUUGAAUAAACAUACCCAAUAUUCAAGGCUUUCCCUGAUUACAACAAAAUAGUUGUAUGUUCCUCAUUUGAGCAUGGUAAUCUUUGGAAAUGUGGUUACUCGCAUUACAAAAAUAGGACAUGCCAAAAACUUGGCUUUCUUUUCAUUCAGUAGUUUACUUAUAGUGCCACUGCAAUAAGCAAAUGAGCAUUUGCAAGAUAUCUACCAUACCAAAGUAUAAAUGUGGAUAAUAAAAAAUGUAGACUAAAUUCAGGUAUAGAUGCUAGAAAAAAAGGCUUGUUACUCGCAUUUCGGUUACUCGCAUUAUAGUUCCUCGCAUUAUGGUUACUCAUAUUACAGUAUGUCUGUCCAUCAUUGGUACAAGUUAAAACGUUAAAAAAAAUAGUAAUCAAACCCCCCAAAAAGUCUUGUGUCAUAAAAUAUGAAUCUUCCUGUCUGCCUUAAAAACAAAACUCACAAUAACACUUCACUUUGCAUGUAAAAACAAGAUGCCAAAAUUAAUACAUGUACUAAAAAUCCAUAAUUUUAGCCAAAAAAAGGUUUUUGACCAAAAAAAACACACCACACUUAACCAUAUCCCAUCCCACUGGCACAUCACUCAAAUGAAAUAUCUUGUUCUCUUUAAUUUGAUACCACAUAUGAGGUUGUGAUGUUUGUAGUCCUUAAGAUUGCGAAAUUGUUCUACUUUUCAACCGCGUCUGCUUUUUGCAUGGAAUUAUCUUUUAUGAUUAUUUGAACAAGUCAACUUUGGUCGCGAAGCAUGUUUGUGUGACCAAUGCCCACAUUUCACCAUUUCUUGGUAACAGACCCUAACUUCUGUUUCUUAGGAACUUGGCAGAUAAGCAAAUAAGUAAAGGCCAGUUCAAACGAUUUCUGAGCAAAGUGAAUUCAGUGGUCAAUGUCAUGACAUUGGCUUCACUUUUGUUUUUGCGUGGCCUAUGACCUAUGACCCCCCCCCCCCCCCCCCCUUUACGCGGAAUGUCUAUUUUCUGAUCUUUUGAGUUUAAGGUUAAAGCUUUAGUGUAAAGUACAUCUUUUUUAUCCUAAAACAUUUUUUUUUAAUGAUCCGUAUGUUUUUGUAAAUACACCCAAAUAAGCCCAUCGUU